Gilbertella persicaria is the source of this 789-nucleotide messenger RNA. RefSeq names its product pyridoxamine 5'-phosphate oxidase-domain-containing protein. Gene Ontology annotation, molecular function: FMN binding. NCBI's taxonomy places the organism in Eukaryota, Fungi, Mucoromycota, Mucoromycetes, Mucorales, Choanephoraceae. The record is from RefSeq and is a predicted model, not a curated record. The transcript has 2 exons. Bases 10 to 714 code for a protein of 234 amino acids.
UCUAUUAAUAUGGCAAAAAUACCUGAAUGGAAGAAAGCAAUUCAAUCCUCUUUAAAGGAAAACAUCUCUAAAAUAGGCUCUUCUGCCACUUAUGCUUCUUUAGCAACUGUCCGAGAAAACAACACACCUGCUGUUCGAACUAUUGUUAUUAGAGGUUUUGCAGGUGAACACCAUAAAGAGCAAGUGGGCUGGCAAAGCAAUAUUCUCCUUAUUAUGACAAAGAACAGUUCAGCUAAAGUUAAAGAACUCACAAAGAACCCUAAAACUGAAAUAAACUGGUAUAUGGACGGUACAAAGGAGCAGUUCCGUAUUGGUGGUACAAUUGAUAUCAUUGAAAAGAAUUUCGAUCAAAGCAAGCUAAACCAUUUGAGUGCAAGCGUAACAAAAACCAACCAAGGCGCUGAGAAUGACAAAAAAAGCCUAGGUUUACAGUCUUUUUUGAAAAGACAAGGCGAUAAAGACAAGUUUGAUUGGGAAGCAGAAAGAUUGCGACAGUUUAUACAGUGCAGUAGUUCUUUAAGAGCCGAUAUGAUUCGUGGCGACACAAAAGAGCUUGAAAUUAAAAGUAUUGACUUAAAAACUGGUUGGUUUCAAAACGAUGACAUCCAGGAUUUACUAGAACAAUCGUUUGAGAAGUUUACCUUACUAGCCGUAACUGUUCAAUCUGUAGGCUAUUAUUCUGCUGAAACAGGUAACAUGAAAUCAAUGUUGUAGUCACAUGAAUCAAACUUCAUCAUGCGCAUAAUAAAAAUUUUGAAUAAGCUUUUUUUUCUUUCUUUUCUUUUAUUU